This is a messenger RNA of Oncorhynchus kisutch (coho salmon), 2305 nucleotides long. Its product is annotated as zinc finger protein 664-like. The transcript has 4 exons. Bases 890 to 2080 code for a protein of 396 amino acids. Gene Ontology annotation, molecular function: DNA-binding transcription factor activity; RNA polymerase II cis-regulatory region sequence-specific DNA binding. The record is from RefSeq and is a predicted model, not a curated record. Lineage: Eukaryota; Metazoa; Chordata; Actinopteri; Salmoniformes; Salmonidae. Gene Ontology annotation, biological process: regulation of transcription by RNA polymerase II.
CGCCAGUCAAAGCGGAAGUUGCUAUCCUGCUAAAUAUGGUAGCUGAACUUGUGCUCGUACUAGCCUUUAAGCAAGGUAUCCUCCUCUGAAUCCCCGAAAUACAUUAGCCACAGGACAACUUUGUUUGGACGUCGUAAAGGACCAUUAGCCUUAACUGAAUAGAUAUAGCUAGCUACAUACCUACCUCAUUUUCCACGCGGAAAAAAAUACGUUAGCUGGGAUUUUCAACAAGGAAUCUGGGGACAACCCUAAUGGUCGCUUGCUCAGUGGGAGGGUCUUAUCAUCUGGGAAGGCUCCAGGGUUGAAAGUGAUCCAGCGACCUUAUAGCUGUGAUGUAUGUGAGAAGAGUUUCACUCAAUCAGGAAACCUACGAAGACACCAAACGGUACACACAGGAGAGAAACCUUACAGUUGUGAUCAUUGUGGGAAGAGUUUUGCUCAACCAGGAGCCCUGACUAUUCACAAGCAUGUACACACAGGAGGGAAACCUUACAGCUGUGAUCCGUGUGGGAAAAGCUUUUCUCAUCCAGGAGCCCUGACUAUUCACAAGCGUGUACACACAGGAGAGAAAUCUUACAGCUGUGAUCAAUGUGAGAGGAGCUGCAGAGAUGCCACAGCCCUGAAUGAACACAUGCGUACUCACACAGGAGAGAAACCUUUUCACUGCCAUGUCUGUGGAAUUAGUUUUUCUCGACAAAGCAACCUGAAUGUACACAUGCAUACACACACAGGAGAGAAACUCUUCAGCUGUGACCAGUGUGGGAAGAGAUUCGCUCAGUCAGGAAACCUGACGAGUCAUCAGAAAACCCACACAGGCGGAGAGAAAAAAUAGGCGGGUGGAGAGGGAACCCACACAGGAAAGAUACAGGAAGAAUCUACUGUGGCACCCAUGAGGCCCAGCCAGUCUGAUGAUGAUGAUGAUGCUACAGACUGCGAUGAAGAAUGGGACAUGGAAAACAAGGAUCGGUGUCUUAGCAACGGGCUGGAGACGGAGUCAUCUCCAGAGAACCACACCCCAGAGCAGAGGCAGAGGGGUGACAUGUCUCUCCCACCCGCCUCCCCUCUCUCCGAGUCCCCAGGUCCUGCCUCUCCCGCUGGCACAUUACUACUGGGUUUGAAGAGGGUGUCUCUGCGGCUGGUUGACUGCAGGAAAACACUGGGACUGAGUGGAACUACGACAGGAGGAGAAGAGAAGGGAUAUGGAGAUUCAGAUUCGAUGUCAUCAAGUAGGAACAAUGGGGACAACCCUAACGGUCGCUCGCUCAGUGGGAGAGCCUUAUCAUCUGGAAAGGCUCCAGGGUUGAAAGUGAUCCAGCGACCUUAUAGCUGUGAUGUAUGUGAGAAGAGUUUCCCUCAUUUAGGAGAUCUAAAGAGACACCAGAGAAUACACACAGGAGAGAAAUCUUAUAGCUGUGAUCAAUGUGGGAGGAGUUUUGCUCGAACUGAUUACCUGGCUGAACACAAGUUAACACACACUGGAGAGAAGCCUCAUAGUUGUGAUCAAUGUGGAAAGGGCUUCACUCGGCCUAACUGCUUGGCUGCACACAAGCUAACGCACACAGGAGAGAAGCCCUACCUCUGCUCAGACUGUGGGAAGAGCUUCUAUACACCAGCAAAGUUGAAAGAGCACGAGCGAUCACACACAGGAGAGAACCCUUACAGCUGUGAUCAGUGUGGGGAGAGCUUUUCUCAUUCAGGAGCCCUGACUAUUCACAAGCGUGUACACACUGGAGAGAAACCUUACAGCUGUGAUCAAUGUGGGAAGAGCUGCAAAGAUGCCACGGCCCUGAAUGAACACAUGCGUACACACACAGGAGAGAAACCUUUUCCCUGCCAUGUCUGUGGAAUGAGUUUUUCUCGACGAAACACCCAGAAAGUACACAUGCGCAGACACACCGGUGAGAAGCCUUACAGCUGUGACCAGUGUGGGAAGAGAUUCGCUCAUCCAGGUGAUUUGAAAAUACACAUCAGAGUACACACCGGAGAGAAACCGUACAGCUGUGACCAGUGUGGGAAGAGAUUCACUCAGUCAACAAACCUGACUAAGCACAGACGUGUUCACUCCGGAGAGAAACCCUAAAGCUGUGCUCUAAUAUUGUAUGAACUUCACUCAGUCAAUAAACCUGACUCAACCUGACAAAGCACAGAUACGAUUUCUCCGUUCACACCGGAGAGAAACCAUACAGCUGUGAUGUAUGUGCGAUGAACUUUCGCUUAUUUGUAUCUUAUUUCAUGGGCUCAUAUUGUCAAUUAAAUCAUGUAGAAUAUUUUAUAAUUGUUAUAAUAAAAGUUAGUUUUAAUUAUA